AUGUCAAUGUUCCAGAAUGUCACAUCCCCCUCCAUCAUUUUCCUGCUAACUGGUGCUCCUGGGCUGGAAGCCGUCCACAUCUGGAUCUCCAUUCCCUUCUGCCUUCUCUAUAUAACUGCCCUCUCGGGAAACAGCCUGAUUCUCUUUGCCGUUGUCACUCAGCCCGGCCUCCACAAACCCAUGUAUUAUUCCCUCUCCCUGCUGUCCACCACUGACCUCGGCCUGUCCAUAUCCACCCUAGUCACCAUGUUGGGUAUAUUCUGGCUCAAUGCCCGGAAGAUCAGCUUUAAUGCCUGCUUGUCACAGAUGUUCUUUAUUAAACUCUUCACUGUCAUGGAAUCCUCAGUGCUGUUGGCCAUGGCUUUUGAUCAUUUUGUGGCCAUUUCUAAUCCUCUUAGAUAUGCCUCUAUCUUAACUGAUCUUAAAAUAGCACAGAGUGGAGUAGCAAUUAUCACCAGAGGGACACUAAUACAGACUCCUUUGGUGUUGCUUCUGAAAAGACUAUCCUAUUGUCACAACCAUGUGCUUCACCACUCCUAUUGUUUCCACCCCGAUGUGAUGAAGCUCUCAUGCACAGACACCAGGAUUAAUAGUGCAGUUGGAUUGACUGCCCUGAUCACCACUGCUGGAGUAGACUUGGUCUUUAUCAUCCUUUCUUAUGCUUUGAUCAUUAAAACUGUCCUCAGCAUUGCAUCCUCAGAAGAAAGGAAGAAAGCCUUCAACACAUGCAUCUCCCAUAUUGGGGCCGUUGCUCUAUUCUAUAUCCCAUUGAUCAGUUUGUCCUUUGUUCACAGAUUUGGGAAACAGGCCCCACCAUAUGUACAUACUAUGAUCGCCAAUGCCUAUCUGCUGAUCCCCCCCGUGAUGAACCCCAUUAUCUACAGUGUGAAGACCAAACAGAUACGCAGGACUGUGCUGAAAGUUCUCCAUCCCAGUGCAGCAAAGAACUAG
This is a messenger RNA of Myotis daubentonii (Daubenton's bat), 951 nucleotides long. Its product is annotated as olfactory receptor OR51C1-like. Gene Ontology annotation, cellular component: plasma membrane. NCBI's taxonomy places the organism in Eukaryota, Metazoa, Chordata, Mammalia, Chiroptera, Vespertilionidae. Gene Ontology annotation, biological process: G protein-coupled receptor signaling pathway. Gene Ontology annotation, molecular function: G protein-coupled receptor activity; olfactory receptor activity. The record is from RefSeq and is a predicted model, not a curated record.